AUGGCCUCUGCCGCUGGCGAGAGCCCGCUGCCGACGCUCACGGAAUGCAUCGUGGUCGGAGGGGUUCUCUUCCUGGCCACGAGGGGGCUGUGGUGGCUGUACGGGCGCGUGAGCGGUGGCCACGGAGGGGACGGCUCGUGGUCGGGACGGCCGCACAGACUCGGGGGUGCGGGCGCUCGGGACGGCGCCCAGGGGCGGGGCGCGGGCGGCGCAGCGGGGCGCGACGACGACGCGGACAGGCGGAUACGGAUCCUCAGGGGCUCGUACGCUAGGGAAUCAUCGGCUCUCCGACGACUGCCGCGCAAGGUGACUGCGGCGCUGCGGACGCUCGCGCGGGGCUUCUUCCGCGCGUCACACGCGGUGAGCUGCAACGGCGCCGUCGGGUCUCUCGUCGCUUUGAACGUUGUUGUCUUCCUCAUGUGGCAGUCCGCCGGCAAGGGCCGCACGCCCUGGGGGCCGUACGACCGCCACUCCGGCCUGCAGAUCGACCGCGCAGACAUGCACCGCCACUUCACAGUGUCGGUGCGCAACCAGGAGAGCGGGCGGUGGUGGUCCCUCGUCGGCGCCGCGUUCAGCCACCAGGAGCGCUUCCACCUCCUGGCGAACAUGGCGUCGCUCGUCACGGUGGCCCGGUCCGUCGACGCCGAGGUGGGCAGCGGCGCGCUGCUCGCCGCGUACCUCGUCUGCGGGGUCGUCGGGAACCAGGCGUGGCUGGCCUGGGAAAGGGGGUCGCGACUUGGUGCCAACAGCGGCGGGGGCGUGGUGGGCGACAUGUGGAGGGCGUUCGACCUGCCGGGCGACGCACCUGGCUUCCUCAAGAGGUGGUUCGGACCGUCGAUCGCGUCGCUGCGGUACGCGCUCGGUGCGUCGGGCGCGGUGGAGGGCCUCCUGGCCAUGCUGACGGUCCUGCGCCCGCUGGCGCCGCUGUCGCUGAGCGUGUCCGGCGUGCCCACGCCCCCGAUGCCCGCCGUCGUCGGCACGCUCCUGCACCUGCUGUUCGAGGUGUCCUACAUGGUGGACGAGCCGGGCAGUGGGGUGGGGCACUCGGCCCACGUGGGCGGCGGAGUCCUGGGCCUCGCGCUGGGCCUGCUCCUGCGCGGGGCGAAGGGCGUCGCCGGCGCGUGA
Molecule: messenger RNA, 1125 nt
Organism: Pedinophyceae sp. YPF-701
Lineage: Eukaryota; Viridiplantae; Chlorophyta; Pedinophyceae
Source: the annotation of a GenBank genome assembly